Molecule: messenger RNA, 962 nt
Organism: Paralichthys olivaceus (Japanese flounder)
Lineage: Eukaryota; Metazoa; Chordata; Actinopteri; Pleuronectiformes; Paralichthyidae
Source: RefSeq, a predicted model, not a curated record
GAGCUCACUUCCGUCGGCUUGACUCCGAUGAUUAUUCCCCCACUAGUCUCUCUCUCCGCUUUUGUUCUCACAGUCCCAUUCAGCCAUCGCUGCUGAGAACAACGGAGCCAGCCGCUCUGGAAACCACAAGCCACCGCAGAGUAGCGGACUCGUAUCACGCAGAAUAAACAUCCGUCCGGUCGCCACAUGCUCAGCGCAGUCCGCACAGAGGAUACGCGGCACUCCGUAGUUACAUAACUGGACUACUUCUUUUUUUUCUGUCAUUGUUGGGGCUUUUUUUCACGCUUUCUCUUUUCUUCGCACCGAGACUGACCUCCCCCCCAGUGUCUAAACUCAAAAUGGAGAACGACGACAAGUACCUCCCCGAGCUGCUGGCGGAGAAGGACAGUCUAGACUCGUCGUUUACGCACGCCAUGAAACUUUUAAACGCAGAAAUUGAUAGAAUCCAGAAAGGCGAGACUAAAAAGGAGGCAGAAACAUACCUGGACCUUUUCACAACAAAGAACAUCAAACUUAAGGAACGAGUGCUCAUACCAGUCAAACAGUACCCGAAGUUCAAUUUUGUGGGGAAGAUUUUGGGACCUCAGGGCAACACAAUCAAACGGCUACAGGAAGAGACUGGAGCCAAAAUCUCUGUGCUGGGCAAAGGAUCCAUGAGAGACAAAACCAAGGAGGAGGGGCUGAGAAAAGGCGGCGAGCCCAAGUACGCACACUUGUCCAUGGAGCUGCACGUGUUCAUCGAGGUGUUCGCCCCCGUGCCCGACGCCUACCUGCGUAUGGCACACGCCAUGGAGGAGGUCAAGAAGUUCCUGUUCCCAGAUAUGAUGGAUGAUAUCUGCCAGGAGCAGUUCAUGGAGAUGAGCUACCUGAACGGAGGCCAGGAGCACGGGGCCCGGGGUCGAGGGGGCAUGCCGGUCAGGGGCCGCGGGAUCCCUCCUGCUGGAGCACACAGGUGAGGAGAU